GUACCCUGCAGCGGUGGUGUGCAGCUGUUCCUGGCUCCGCGCUACCUGAAGGACAGCCAGCACGUGUACUCCAUGCAGGUGGAGGUGACCCGCUCCGUCGUGGCGGGGUCGGCGCAUGGGGUGUCCUUCGGCAAGCUGUACAUCCGCCCGCCCCUACAGCAAGCUCAUGUGAUGUGCCCGCGCGCUGGCCUCUGGAGCUUCACCGAUGACGCCGUCACCCGCUGCGAGGGGUCGGCCACUGCCGCGGAGGAGGGCCUUCCCCGCAUGGCCAAGGUGCUCAAGGAUGGCAUGAGCGCGCAGGAGCUCAUCUGCUCGUGCAAGACGGUGCUCGCGGCUUCCAACAGCGAGCCGGCAGCCAGCUUGUCGGACAGUCCCGCGGCCAUGGGCACUCCGCAUCCGGCGUCGGACAAUGCGGUGGACCUCGGCAUCGACACCGCCUCGGGCCGCUGCAGGGUGCGCACCAAGGCGUCGGCUCGCAUCGCUGCUGCAGCACGACGUUGGAGGCGCAUCAUGAAGCUGCGACGGGCCACUGCCAGACCCACAGAGUGUCGAGGUCUGUGGGCGACGGGCACGCUGCCGCAGUCGGUCUACGGCCACCAGGUCAGCGGUGCUCCGCCUGGUCUGGUACCGCAGCUACGACGACGGGCUGGUCAUGCUGUGGCCGGUGCUGCCCGCGGACGGUGCCUGGCGUCCGUGCUGGCGGCCGCGGUCGGGCUGCACGACCCCCGCAUUGCCUUGCGGGUGCAGCUGGUGGCGUCGUGGCGCAGCCUCUGGUUCUCCGACGCGUCGUUGCGCGGCCGCAUCAAGCGGCCCUGGCCCAGGACCCUCGGCGCCCCUCGGCGCGCUGGCAAGUGGCGCUGGAGGCGGGUCCGCGGCCCCAUGGGCGCGUUGCAGGCGACGUUGCUGGACGUGGGCUGGGACCCGCGCGCGGCCGCGGGCUGGGGGCGCCCGACUGCGGAGGGCGUUGACGAUUUGAGGCUGCUGGGCGCCGCGGACGACAGCUCCCGCGCGUGCGCCGGAUUCGGCGGGGCACUGGUGCGCAGGAUCUGGCAGUGUCCUGCGAACGUGGGCGAGGAGUUCGAGUCCACGGCUGCCCAUGUGCCUCGGGCGUUCGCUGGACACGAGGCGUUGCCUGCCAUGCGCUUGCGCGGGGCGCCUGCCUCAUGCGCAACCACUCCUGUCUUUUGCGACCAGAGAGCGAAGCAGGCCGCGGUGUCCCUCGGCGCGGACAGCGCCCUGGAGUCGACGAGGCGUGACGACGGUUUCGCGGUGGUCUGCGGCGACGGCUCCGUUGGGAAGUGCUCCGACGACCCGAGGCGCAGGCGCAGCGCCACCAUCAUUGCGGCCAUGGGCCAGGACGAGGACGGGCUGUGGACCGACCUGCGCUUGUUUCGUGCUGUGCCCGCCCCUGGCAGAUGGCAGACGGUGCCGCGCGCGGAGAUCCUCGGCUUCGCGCUGGCGCUGGAGUCCGUCGGAGGCAACGUCGGGUACGUGACUGACCACGAGCCCCUCUGGCGGUGCUGGGAACAGAGCAUGUCGUCCGUGCUGCCUGGCG
This is a messenger RNA of Prorocentrum cordatum, 1555 nucleotides long. NCBI's taxonomy places the organism in Eukaryota, Dinophyceae, Prorocentrales, Prorocentraceae. The record is from the annotation of a GenBank genome assembly.